Molecule: messenger RNA, 1647 nt
Organism: Pseudocercospora fijiensis CIRAD86
Lineage: Eukaryota; Fungi; Ascomycota; Dothideomycetes; Mycosphaerellales; Mycosphaerellaceae
Exons: 2
Coding region: 1-1647 (548 amino acids)
Biological process (GO): transmembrane transport
Cellular component (GO): membrane
Molecular function (GO): transmembrane transporter activity
Source: RefSeq, a predicted model, not a curated record
AUGGGGAUAUUCAAGAGAAGCAAUGCCAAUGCUGGCACGCAAGAAGAGAUUGUCGCAAGCUCUAGCUCUGCAUCGCCAGAGCGGGUGGAUGGUGCAGCAAAAGAUAUCGAGACCGUACACACUGAAACCGGUUCCAUAGGAGAGGAUCAAGCACCGAAAUGGAAAGCUCCAAAGUCUGGCGACGCCGAUGCCGCCAUGGCUCUGUUCAACUCGCCGAGCGAACUCCACGAGCCCAUCGAUCCUGACGAAGAGAAGAAACUCGUGCGCAAGAUCGACUUCAUGAUUCUUCCUUACCUCGCCGUCUGCUACGCCUUCUUCUACAUCGACAAGACCACACUGUCGUACGCAGCAAUCUUCGGUAUUCGAGAAGAUCUCCAUCUCGUUGGAACGCAAUACUCGUGGUUGAGUAGUAUCUUCUACUUCGGAUUCUUGGCCUGGGCAUUACCCACGAAUUUGCUUCUACAAAGACUCCCAGUGGGCAAAUACCUCGGAUUCAAUAUCUUCCUAUGGGGUUUCUUCCUGAUGCUGCAGGCAGUAGCCAAGAACUUCGCUUCACUUGCCGUGCUGCGAGCCUUCGCUGGCGCCGCAGAAGCCUGUUCAGACCCAGCAUUCAUGCUCGUGACCGCCAUGUGGUACACUCGUCGCCAACAACCCAUCCGCAUGGGCCUCUGGUACACCGCCAACGGCUUCGGCAUCGCUCUAGGCGGUCUCCUCGGCUUCGGAAUCGGCAACAUCAAAGGCUCCCUCCCAUCCUGGAAAUACGAAUUCAUAAUCAUCGGCGCCCUCUGCUGCGUCUGGGGCAUCGUCAUGUUCAUCUUCCUCCCCGACAGUCCCGUCACAGCCAAAGGCCUCUCACAACGAGAAAAACGCAUCGCAGUCGAGCGCAUGCGAAACGACCAAACUGGCAUCGAAAACAAACAUUUCAAAUGGUACCAAGUCCGCGAAACGUUCCUCGAUCCCAAACUCUACCUCUUCUUCCUCCUCGGUAUGGUCUGCAAUAUCCCCAACGGCGGAAUCUCGAAUUUCGGAACUAUUAUCAUCAAAGGUUUUGGCUUCUCGACUCUCGUCACUACACUUAUGCAAAUCCCUUACGGUUUCAUCAUCGCGGUUAGCAUUCUGGUCUGCGUGUAUUUGAACGAUUACAUGUCGCGAAAAGGAAGACAAACGAGAUGUUAUUUCAUCUUAUUAUUCCUCCUGCCAAACAUCGCCGGAGCUUUUGGUUUGAGAUUCUUACCACAGAGUCAUCGAGGAGGGAGAUUGGCGUGUUAUUAUCUUACGGGACCGUAUAAUGCGGCUUUCUGUAUGAUUUUAUCCUUGACGACGGCGAACACGGCUGGGCAUACGAAGAAGGUUUUGACGAAUGGGGUGUUGUUUCUUGGGUAUUGUACGGGGAAUAUUGCUGGACCAUUUUUCUACAAAACGGAUCAGAGUCCGAGGUAUGAGCUGGGGAUUUGGUCGAUGAUCGUUAGUCAUCUUCUUGAAUUCAGUAUCGUUGUCGUUUUGCGAGUCAUGUUGAGUAGAGAGAACGCGAGACGGGAUAGGAUUCAAAGUUUGCAGGAAGGAGGUUUGGAAGGGAGGGAUCUUGAUGCUACGGCGUUUAAUGAUUUGACGGAUCGGGAGAAUAUGAAUUUUCGGUAUAUUUAUUAG